Molecule: messenger RNA, 3722 nt
Organism: Oryzias latipes (Japanese medaka)
Lineage: Eukaryota; Metazoa; Chordata; Actinopteri; Beloniformes; Adrianichthyidae
Gene: rhpn2
Product: rhophilin, Rho GTPase binding protein 2
Biological process (GO): signal transduction; negative regulation of stress fiber assembly
Molecular function (GO): protein binding
Source: RefSeq, a predicted model, not a curated record
GGACGGUCAGAGCUGCUUCGUGAGCGGAGGGAUAACACCCACCUGUACAGCACAGCAAACAGUCAAAGAAAAGAAGCAUUCAAAAAAUUCCUUUUUCUCUCUCCGAUCGUUUCACGUUUUCCUUGAGUUUUUUUUUUAUUUUUUUAAGUCGUUCAGAAACUUCUCCGAGGAUGACGGACGCCUUAAUACCGAACGGCAUAAACGACAGCGGAGGAACUCUCAGCUACUUCAGAAAGGGAUGCAACCCGCUGGCGCAGACGGGACGGAGCAAACUGCAGAAAGAGCGAGCCGUCCUGAACCAGCAGAUCAUCAAACAGAUGAGGAUUAGGGCCGGAGCUGAGAACCUGCUGAAAGCGACGUCCAACAACAAGGUCAAAGAGAUGGUCCUUCUGGAGUUGAGUUUUGUAAACUCCGACCUGCAGCUCCUAAUGGGACAGCUGGAUGCUCUCAACAGUUCAGUGGACGUCUAUCAGAACAAACAGGAAACCGUCAACAUUCCCUUGAUUGCUUUGGGACUGAAGGAGACAAAAGAAGUGGACUUUUCUGCUCCAUUCAAGGACUUUAUCAUGGAGCACUACAAUGAAGAUAGCAGGAAAUUUGAAGACGAGAUUGCUGACCUGAUGGACCUGAGAGAGGCAUGCAGAACCCCAAGUCGGAGCGAGGCCGGGGUGGAGCUGCUGGAAAAGUACUACAACCACCUUCCAAUGAUAGAGAGCCGAUUCUUUGCUCCGACCAACCAGACCGGCAUCUUCUUCACCUGGUACGAUUCCUUCACCGGAGUGCCCGUGUGCCAGCAGAACCUGUCUCUGGAAAAGGCCAGCAUUCUCUUCAACAUGGCCGCCCUCUUUUCCCAGAUCGGAACCCGCAGUAACCGUCAGACCACAGCGGGCCUGGAGGAGGCCAUCUCGUCCUUCCAGAAGGCUUCAGGUAUCCUGAACUACCUCAAGGAGACCUUCACCCACACUCCCAGCUUCGACAUGGGCCCAGCCAUGCUCAGCAUGCUCAUCCGCCUCAUGCUCGCUCAAGCUCAAGAGUGCCUGUUUGAAAAAUCUGUGCUGCCAGGCACCCGGAACAAGUUUAACGCUAUGAUAAAGGUCGCCCAGGAGGCUGCAAAGGUGGCAGAAGUCUACGAUCAAGUCCAUCAGUGCAUGAUCCAGACGCAGCUCAAAGACAACGUGCCGCUGUUCUGGUCCACCAUGACUCAAGUGAAAACCAACCACUACAGCUCCAUGGCGCAUUACUUUGUGGCAGUGGCGCUGCUGGACCACCAGUUGGGUCCCAAAGACGACGAGGACCACCAGGAGAAGACAUUUUCUCAAGUGUACGAUCAGUUUCCUGAAGGAUGGACUCCUCUGGACGUGCUGAAGCAGACGGAGCUGCGCGAGCGUCUCGGCAAAGCUCACAUUCGUAAGUCCACCAGCGGUCACGAGGAGGCGCUGAGGAUUUUUGACAUGUGCCCGAACCUGAACAAUCACGAUGUCCUGCGGGACAUCCUGAAGACCAGCCACUAUCACUCUCUGGACAAGUACACCGAGUUUGAAAAUGAGGAGGAGUUCACAGACUACAUGGAAGCCCCAAACAUCCUCUCUAAAACGGAGCGUAAAGCAGAGAUGGAGACUCCUUCAACGUCAAAGGUGAAGGUCAAAGACUUUUUCCACAGACUGGGUCCUCUCACAGUCUUUUCUGCCAAGCAGCACUGGACACCCCCACGGACAGUGAGACUCUGUCCUGAGGGGAGAGACCUGGGUUUUACCCUGAAAGGGGGAUCGCCGGUGCAGGUGGUGUCCCUGGACCCCCUCUGUGUGGCCGCUAAAGAUGGGCUCAAAGAGGGAGACUACAUUGUUGCCGUGGGCGACACAGAGUGCAAAUGGAUGGGCAUGACCCAAGUGAUGCGCCUGUUGAAGGAUGUGGACGAAGAGGGCAUCAACAUCCAGGUGGUCAGCAUGCUGGACGCCAACCCUUCCAUGCCGGCCAAGAGCGCCACCUUCAGUGGAAAUCUGCCCAAGACCUACUCCAUGAUCUGCCUGGCCCACGACGACGAGGACAAGAACCCCAAGACCCGCAAAGUGGCCAAGAAGUCGUCGUUCCUCAGCUGGGGCCUGAAGAACAAGGUGAAGAGCACCAGCACCAUCAGCCUCCCCACGGCCGACUACUCCGGCAGCCUUCCCUGGAACAAGCACCCCCCCAGCUUCCCCAGCUCCAGCGCCUACAACAGCGAAAGCUUAUUCUGAGUACGGGACCCGCCGGCUGUGCUGUAAGUGCCUCUCCGUGCUUCCACUGCUGCUCGGGCGCCACGGACUCAACAGCGUACAAACAUACUCUGCCUGCGACUGUUCCCGGUGCCUAUGUGGGUUUGUCUCCUGUCCCGUCCCAGCAGAGUUCUGAACUGGGAGCCAAAGCUCUCUGUGCCAUCCCAGCGUGUGCGGCGCAGUUCCUGUUAUGUGUGGGAACACGCAAUGUGUCCAACUGCCACCUUAAAAGUUACACAAAGACGACUUUUCCUUUGACUUCUACAAAAACGACAGUUUGACUCCAUUCAUUCCUGAGGUGGUGGUUGUUAAGAGGAAAAGAGGCUUCGUGUUUUAAGAUGGUUCUAUCCUUGAAAUUAGAUAGAAAUGAAACAUUUUUACUCUCAGACGCUGUCAAACUCCCUCUUUUUAGAAAGUUCAAACUUAGAAGCGUCGCAAAAGUCGCCGCCGUUUGAACUGACGGACCGUUGAAGUGGACAGGUGAGCCCACCAGGUGGAGCUCAGUGCUGCAGUUCCGUGUUUGUGUGGGAUUCCUCCAUGUUUGUUCCUAAAGAGUCGUGUAUUUUCUGUAUAUUCACAUUUACUGAAGCGCACUACAAAAAAUGUUAAUACGUCAUAUUCUUUGGUUUCUCUUUGCGUGGGGAUCACUUUAGAAUGCAAUAUCUUCUAAGCUGCUAAAUGUCACCCAUGUGUUGGUUUUGUGUUUUUAAGACGCCGUUUCAGCGGAGUGCCAUGCAACACGAACACGUUACGCUCACACGCCAGGCUCUUUUCUCGUCCGUGUCUUAACAGGAGAUCUGCAUUACUGUGAACCUCAUUGUGUCUCUAGAAGGGAACCGUGCGGGCGGACGUUCCGGCGCCGCGCUCGCUCGGACAGCCAACACAGCCGCCGUUCGGGUUUUCAGCUAUUCGUCUUUCUGUCACCUUUUUACUGACACUGCUGUGUUGGACUACCUCUUUAUCUACAAAGUAGAUUCUUUUACACAUUUGAUAAUCAAAUUAUUUAUGUAAUAAAGAAUAAAUAUAUCGGAAAGCUGUAGGUGUAACGUCUAGUUUGUUCAAGUUUUAAAUUGUUGCACAGUGGAUUUCUUGCUCACUUGGAGGAAUGUAUUUCAUGAACUUAAUCCUUGUUUUUUUUUUUUCAUUGUUACACUAUUCAGUCAAUGUAAACGUUUUAAAUACUAAUCAUGAUUAGGUGUUAGCAAAAAGAUUUGUGUACUCGUUUUGUCUCAAGUGCCAUCUAUGUCGGAUCAUCAAGUGAAAUGUCAAAACUCUAAAAUUGUGCAAUGAUUUUUAUUUGCUGAAGGAAACCGUUGUAAGCAAAGACUGUAUGUGUCGGCCUCUGUUCCUAUAGCGACUGUGUACUUUAUCACCACCUUUUCUGUCAUGUUCAGUUUAUUUAGCUCCGUCAAACAUUGUGCUGCAUUUUUGCUUCUCAUGUGUAAAACGUCAAUAAAAAUAAUUCAAAAAGAA